CUUCAUGUUCCUUAAUUAAUACUACUAGCAGUAGUUACUAGUUACAUACCUGUACAUCAUCUUACAGUAUGUACAGUACCAUAGUUUGGCUGAAUAUCGAACACUUUUGACUCACUAGUAAAUGGGUUCUGAGUUGUGAAAAUGCUAGCCGGGCUGUGCAUCACUGCAUACCGAAGCCAUGUUAUGAUUAAGUUAAUACAAUGCUGGCGUUUGUCAUGAGUUGACUACUAAUACUUCCCAUCACCUCCCCUCCUCUUCCUUCCAUUCCCCUUCCCUCAUUAUAGAAGUCUAUACAUUCUUUUGCUCUUUUGCUCUUUUGCUUUUUUUGCUUAGACUUAUAUAGAAAGACAUCUAUUUUCUUACACAAUCGCAUUAUUCAUUCGAGACAAAAGGACAAUGCCCUUUAUUCCCAAUACUCCCGAAUCUCUCAUUGGUCGCUCCGACUCUAAAAAUCCAGCUACGACAUGUCGAGGUAUCACCUCCGGGGGCCGUCCCUGUCGCCGGGAUCUAAACGCUACCCCAGAUUCUACUCCAGCGCCCCCUCCUCGUAAAUCCAAUAAGCUACGCGUAGACGAUCCGAGUAACCCCGACCUUUAUUGCUGGCAGCAUAAAGAUCAGGCAAGCUUGUCCGCAAAGUCCACUCCAGGAACAAAGCUGCACGCUACGCCCAUUCUUGAAUCCCGCGCAAGCUUAGACACUCUUAUUGACCGGCUUGGUAUCGUUGAGGCGCAAAGGCAAGGACGGAAACCAGCGCAUGCCGCCGGAAAGCCUAGUGACGGCCGGUAUAAUGAGAAACCAUCGCAGUCGGGCCACACGGCCAACGCACAACAGAAACCCAAGGCGAAAGGAUUCAGCUGCUGCUGCUUCACCAUCCCUGAACUAGAGGAGGAGCGUCCAGUGCGACCCCAGCCCAAGCCGAUACAGCAACAGCAUGCGCCUGCUAGGCCUGCUUCUUCUAGACCGCCAUCGUCCCAACACCAUUCAGCCCUUCCUUCUCGUCCCCGGCCAAGCACUGGGUCUUCGCAACGUCCUGCCGAUCCAACCAAGUUGCAGACUUCGACAUAUUUAUCGUUGAUUCCGGCAAGCGCAUCGCCACAGACGGCUUCGCAGCUUAUAGCAGAACUAGCCAAGCCCAUCUCGCAGCAAGAUGAAGCCGGUUAUAUCUAUAUAUUCUGGCUGACUCCCGAAUCGCAAUCAUCAACUGCACCUGCCGAGGCAGCCAAGUCGCUCCUAUCACCUCCCCGUCCGGACGGUGGUCGCCAGAGACGUACCAGCGACGUGAUGGAGUCGUUCGCUGUCAAGGGGGGUAAAGCUGGAUCGCCCAAGAAAGUCCUUUUGAAGAUUGGUCGGGCCUCGAAUGUCCAGCGACGUCUCAAUGAAUGGAAGCGCCAGUGCGGUUAUAACCUGUCGCUUGUCCGCUACUACCCCUACAUUUCCUCCAGCCACCCAUCCACGCCUCGCAAGAUGCCCCAUAGUCACAAAGUGGAGCGGCUGAUACACCUGGAACUCGCGGGGGCCGGCCUCCGAGUAAGCGACAAGGCCAAUUGCGAAGCCUGCGGCAGGGCGCAUAAGGAAUGGUUUGAGGUUGAUGCUAGCAAGCAGGGCAUUUCAAUGGUUGAUGAGAUUGUCCGGCGCUGGUCCGACUGGGAUGAAGCCCAACCGUAAAUUGUGUAUAAACACCUGAAAAAGGUGCACAUGAUAUCAUGAGAUCACGAGAACACGACGAGCAUUUUUUUUUUCUUUAACGCGUUAACUAUCCGGAUAUAAACAUGGUCGCACUCGGCUUGGUUGGGGUGCAUAGGUAGGUUAGCAUAGCAUAUAGCAUAGGGUUAUACCUUUAAAGCAAAUGGGAAUACGACUGACUACGUCGACUUUCGCAAUUUGAG
Messenger RNA from Hypoxylon fragiforme, 1886 nucleotides. Its product is annotated as DUF1766-domain-containing protein. The record is from RefSeq and is a predicted model, not a curated record. NCBI's taxonomy places the organism in Eukaryota, Fungi, Ascomycota, Sordariomycetes, Xylariales, Hypoxylaceae. The transcript has a single exon. Bases 397 to 1665 code for a protein of 422 amino acids.